GGCGCAAAGAUGCUUAGGCUGGGCUACGCCAAGCCUGGAUCCUGGGCCAGCUUCUGGGCCAUCCUGACUUUGGUGGGCCUGGCCACUCAUGCAGCCCACAAAGCUGAUGUCGGCGGGGAGUCAACAGGCACCUCCAUCAACCACUCCCAGAUGCUGCUCCAACGCCUGCAGGAGCUGCUGCGGCAGGGCAAUGCCAGCGACGUGGUCCUGCGGGUGCAGGUGGCAGGCACCGACGAGGUCCGAGUCUUCCAUGCCCACCGCUUGCUCCUGGGGCUGCACAGUGAGCUGUUCCGGGAGCUGUUGAGUAACCAGAGCGAGGUGGUGCUGCAGGAGCCCAGGGACUGUGCUGCUGUCUUUGACAAGUUCAUCAGGUACCUCUACUGCGGCGAACUGACCAUGCUGCUGGUGCAGGCCAUUCCGCUGCACAGGCUGGCCACCAAGUACGGUGUGGCCUCCCUGCAGCGCGGCGUGGCCGACUACAUGCGCGCACACCUGGCGGGCGGCGUGGGCCCGGCGGUGGGCUGGUACCACUACGCGGUGAGCACCGGGGACGAGGCCCUGCGCCAGAGCUGCCUGCAGUUCCUGGCCUGGAACUUGUCGGCCGUGGCCGGGAGCGCCGAGUGGGGGGCCGUGAGCCCGGAAUUGCUGGCUCAGCUGCUGCCGCGUUCGGACCUGGUGCUGCAGGACGAGCUGGAGCUGUUCCACGCGCUGGAGGCGUGGCUGGGCCGCGCGCGGCCGCCGCCCGCCGUGGCCGAGCGGGCGCUGCGCUCCAUCCGCUACCCCAUGAUCCCGCCGGCCCAGCUGUUCCAGCUGCAGGCGCGCUCGGCCGCCCUGGCGCGACACGGCCCGGCGGUGGCCGACCUCCUGCUGCAGGCCUACCAGUUCCACGCUGCCUCGCCGCUGCACUACGCCAAGUUCUUCGACGUCAACGGCAGCGCCUUUCUGCCCCGCAACUACCUCGCGCCCGCCUGGGGCGCCCCGUGGGUCAUCAACAACCCGGCCCGCGACGACCGCAGCACCAGCUUCCAGACCCAGCUGGGCCCGAGCGGCCACGACUCUGGCCGCCGGGUCACGUGGAACGUGCUCUUCUCUCCGCGCUGGCUGCCCGUCAGCCUGCGGCCCGUCUACGCGGACGCCGCGGGCACUGCGCUGCCCCUGGCGCGCCCAGAGGACGGCCGGCCGCGGCUCGUGGUCACACCCGCCAGUAGCGGCGGCGACGCGGCGGGCGUGAGCUUCCAGAAGACGGUGCUGGUGGGGGCGCGCCAGCACGGCCGCCUGCUGGUGCGCCACGCGUACAGCUUCCACCAGAGCAGCGAGGAGGCCGGCGACUUCCUGGCGCACGCCGACCUGCAGCGGCGCAACUCGGAGUACCUGGUGGAGAACGCCCUGCACCUCCACCUCAUCGUCAAGCCCGUCUACCACACCCUCAUCCGGACCCCCAAGUAGCCAAGCCGGGCCAGCGCGGGGAGCUCGGUGCCCCUUGACACCUCUGGAUCAGGAAAUCAAGGCCCAGCAGAGACGGACCAGAGGGACUGGCGGUGGCAUGGCCAGUGGAGGUGCCUACCCUUGCCCCCUGGGUGGCCAGGCGCAGGCGGCCUUGGAGCUGGGUGGAAUCCACGCGAGGGGUGGUAGACCAGAUGCCUGGUUUCAGGAGCCGAUUUCAGGCUGACUUGAGGGUAACGCUCUUGGUAGAAUAAACUGAUGCUCAAAGAGGCGAGGGGAUGAUGAAACCACCCAGUUACUGGGUCCAAACAGUCCAAGGGGGGUCCCAUAGGUCAGGGGUUUCCCAUCUUUUGUUAGCUUUUCCUGAGACCCCCUUCCUCCCCGCCCCGCCUCCAAGCACAGGGAACACAGCAGGUAAGAGCCUCCAGAUGGUCAGGGCACUAGGUACCCCUGCGGGAGCUUUCUCACCUGGAAGCUGAGGGACUUAGCAGAACCAUUUCUGAGUCCUGACUUCCUGGGGGCAACACCUCAUUUGAAUUGUGGACCACAGCAAGUCUCUGACCUUUCCUGGGAGGGGGCCUGGGCAGGU
Molecule: messenger RNA, 2032 nt
Organism: Phacochoerus africanus (Common warthog)
Lineage: Eukaryota; Metazoa; Chordata; Mammalia; Artiodactyla; Suidae
Gene: BTBD17
Product: BTB domain containing 17
Exons: 3
Coding region: 10-1446 (478 amino acids)
Molecular function (GO): protein binding
Source: RefSeq, a predicted model, not a curated record